Ramularia collo-cygni is the source of this 882-nucleotide messenger RNA. RefSeq lists its product as uncharacterized. The record is from RefSeq and is a predicted model, not a curated record. The transcript has a single exon. NCBI's taxonomy places the organism in Eukaryota, Fungi, Ascomycota, Dothideomycetes, Mycosphaerellales, Mycosphaerellaceae. Bases 1 to 882 code for a protein of 293 amino acids.
AUGCCGCUAGUACAGCCCCAAGAGUGGAUGCAGUUCCAGAGAUCCAAUCCAGCACAUCGACUCGCAGUUGAAGAAGCCAAAGAAGCAAUAGCCCUACAUCGCGAGAUGAUGGACCCCCCUUUUCGCUUCCUGGACUUACCAACUGAGCUGAAAGAUAUGAUAUACAGCUACCAUGCGGCCGCCAUUCAGCAAAGCUUCGAAUCCACUAAGCAGACCGUGCAAACGUCACGAUUUUUCCUUCCAAGAACCGAAAAACGGCGCGAUCUAGGCCGUCUCCGCAUCCCGCCACUGGCCCAAGUGUGCAAAGAGCUCCGUGAAGAUUUCCUCCACAUUGUGUUCAAGGWAGGCGCAUUCGAUGUCGAUGUCAUUGGCGAUGAGAAAAGAUACAUGUAUGAAAACCCCGCAGAACAUGGAAACACAAUUUGGAUAGUCUUGCCCGACGGGCGCUGUACCCCCGAAAGACCACACAAACCGCUCAAACUUCCGCGGCGCAUUGCCAAUCUCUUGCAACACGAUACGAUCUUCCAGAACGUCAGGUUCGUCAUGAAUCGGGAGUACACACCAUCUGCAUAUAGGGCCGAAUCCCGUGGGCGCAGGCUCAGGCGCCCAGUUCUGUUACCGCCGCAGCAGGUCGUGCCGUGGGAARUGACAUUCCAGUGGACCGAAAAGCGUCUUUUGGUGGAGAACGGUCCUGAGGCGGUUGCUUGGCACUACCUCUAUCCCCAGCGUGGUAUCAUUGAAGACGUUAUCAGACAGGUGGCUCGUGAGACGUGUGCUCAAGAGGAAUUCAAUGGAUUUGCUGUGGCGGAUUUGCGUCGGAUUGCAGAUGAGAUGGUGACUCAGAUCAAUGGGUGCACUAAACGGUUCGUUCCAGAGAAGUAA